AUGGAGAAGGGCGAGGAGGUGGUGUCGGCAAUGGAGAAGGGCGAGGAGGUGGUGUCGGCAAUGGAGAAGGGCGAGGAGGUGGUGUCGGCAAUGGAGAAGGGCGAGGAGGUGGUGCCGCCCUUGGACGAGGUGCCGCUCACGGACGAGGAUGUGGUGGUGGAGGAGCCCCACAACGACAAGUGCCAGAACUAUGGGCACUACCAUGAGGUUGGGCCAACUUACUUCUGCAAGAUGAUCCUUGCCCCGAAGAUGGAGUGCCUGCCUAUGCCCCUGGACUUCACAAAGCACUUCCCCGCCGUGCGGACGGAGCUCAAGCUGAAGACAAACACCGACUGCGGACGGAGGGUCACUGUCCGGCUGAUGAACGACCGAGUCACCCUCGAUCGGGGUUGGGCCCCCUUCGCCGUCGUCCACCAGAUCAAGAUCCGGUUCAUGGUGACCUUCAAGUUGCUGGUUACCGACACCCCGAAGCUGACCGUCUUCAACGACGACGUCAUUGAAGUGGUGACCAAGUGCGGGAGGCACGACAACGCCUUCGCCGUGAACGUCUAG
Molecule: messenger RNA, 552 nt
Organism: Triticum turgidum subsp. durum (durum wheat)
Lineage: Eukaryota; Viridiplantae; Streptophyta; Magnoliopsida; Poales; Poaceae
Source: the annotation of a GenBank genome assembly